CACCAGGUCCCAACCAGAGAUUCCCCACCGGCACCCGGCGAUCACCGUGUAGAACUGGUAGGGGAGAGACCUCAAGGGCAUGCUGCUGUGUAUUUCUCUAUGCAGAAAAACUACACAGCAGCAUCUCUCCUUAGUAAAACACACACAGCACAUCGUGUAAAACACACACAGCACACUGUUAACCCUUUGAUCGCCGCAGAUGCUAACCCCUUCCUACCCAGUGUCAUUAGUACAGUGUCAGUGCUUUUUAUUAGCACUGAUCACUGUAUUAGUGUCAUUGGCAUGUCAGUGGCAGUUAGUCAGUUCCCACCCAGUGUCAGAAUGCCCACCGCAGUCCUG
This is a messenger RNA of Staurois parvus, 339 nucleotides long. Lineage: Eukaryota; Metazoa; Chordata; Amphibia; Anura; Ranidae. The record is from the annotation of a GenBank genome assembly.